Molecule: messenger RNA, 720 nt
Organism: Phaeoacremonium minimum UCRPA7
Lineage: Eukaryota; Fungi; Ascomycota; Sordariomycetes; Togniniales; Togniniaceae
Exons: 1
Coding region: 1-720 (239 amino acids)
Molecular function (GO): 6-phosphogluconolactonase activity; protein binding
Source: RefSeq, a predicted model, not a curated record
AUGUCAGGAAGAGGAACUGUUCCUUCCAGGCAAGACAAGCCGCAUCCACACUCUACUUUCACCGACCCUACCGGCAAGUAUCUGUUGAGCGCUGAUCUCGGUGCGGAUCUAGUUCGCAUCUUCAGCAUUGAUGCAAGCACUGGAAACCUCAAGCAGUGCACCAACGCGCAGGCUGGAGCUGGAGAUGGACCUCGCCACGGGGCUUGGUACACAUUGCCGUCAGGAGGAAGUAUGCUUUAUCUUGUCAAUGAGCUGGCCAACUCUGUUACUGCGUGGCAGGUCACCUAUCCUGCAGACGGCUGUCUUACGCUCAAGAAGACACAAUCUCUGUCAACCUAUCCGGCUGGGAAAUCUGCCCCUGCUGGUUCCAAAGCUGCUGAGGUUCACGUUUCCGGCAACUUCCUGUAUGCUGCGAACCGGAACGACCAGUCCUUUGGCUCUCAGAAGGACUCGAUGGCGACUUAUUCGAUUGAUCCAUCAACUGGUGCCAUCGCUUUUGUUGAAGCGACUAAUGCAUACUCCUGGUUCCCCCGGACCUUUGCUAUCAAUAAGGCGGGUGACAUGGUUGCCAUCGGUGGUCAAACCUCGUCUAAUGUUGCCAUUGUGGCCAGGAAUACAACAUCUGGUCGGCUAGGUAGCCUGAUUGCGAGCCUCUCGAUCGCAACUCCCGGCACUGUCAAUAAUGAGGACGGCUUGAGUGCCGUUGUUUGGGAUGAGUAG